GCGGUUUGAAGGCGAUGGCGGGCAGUCUCUUCCAGCCGCCGGGCCUGGUGGCGGAGCUGGACUCCUCCCUGUCGCUGCUGGAGGCCGGGGACGGCAGGCGGGGGACGGCGGAGCAAAAGCAGGUGGGGGACGCGGACCUGCUGCCCAUGGUGUUCCUCUGCGCCGGCUGCAAGCGGCCGGUGGGCGACACGCUGAGCUGGGUGACCAACGACGAGGAGGCGGGCUGCAUCCUGCUGCGCAGUGCGGCCGGUAGCGUCACGGUGGACCCGGAACGGAAGCUCUCCAAGCGGCCCGGCGAGUGCGGAUGCAUGAUUGAAACAUUAUCCUGCUCUGGCUGCUCAAUGACACUUGGCAACAUCUAUAGGUGCACCCCAAAGCAUCUUGACUACAAGAGGGAUUUGUUCUGUUUCAAUGUUGACUCAAUUGAAAGUUACAUUCUAGGAUCCUCAGAAAAGCAAGCACUUACAGAUGAGGAACCUUUAACUCUAGAAAGUCGAGCUGUCUUGGAAGAUGUGCUACAAAGGGCAGACACUGUAUUAAAGGCUCUGGAGACAAGACUCACUGCUGUUGAAUCAAGUAUGGCUUCUCUUCACAAUAAAGUCUGAAAGAAAUUACAUGCGUGAAGCUUAACUGCAGGAAAAAGACCUACAUGAAACUUUGUCCUUGUAAGCCUCUGGAAUCUGUAGGAGCAUUGAAAAAGCUGUGUCAAGAACUGAAAGACAUCGUUGGCUCAUGCUGCAGUAGAACAAUGCUGACUGCAUUUUCACCAUAGACAAGAAGUUCCUUUUUUUUUUUUCUAUUAAAAAGAUACCCCAGAAAGAAAUGGAAUUUUUAAAAUGAAGUUUCUUUAUACUUUUGGUUUAAAUGUAAAUAGUUAUUUAAAUUGUUGUCUCUGAAAUCAAAGCAUUUCUAUCCUGACUUCCCUGCUACUCCGUGUCUACUGAACUGGGUGUGCUUCUUUUUCCUAAACUAAUAAAAAAAAAAAGCUUGUGUUGUC
Molecule: messenger RNA, 997 nt
Organism: Calidris pugnax (ruff)
Lineage: Eukaryota; Metazoa; Chordata; Aves; Charadriiformes; Scolopacidae
Gene: MIS18A
Product: MIS18 kinetochore protein A
Exons: 5
Coding region: 15-605 (196 amino acids)
Biological process (GO): chromosome segregation; CENP-A containing chromatin assembly
Cellular component (GO): nucleus; chromatin; chromosome, centromeric region
Source: RefSeq, a predicted model, not a curated record